Molecule: messenger RNA, 756 nt
Organism: Bipolaris oryzae ATCC 44560
Lineage: Eukaryota; Fungi; Ascomycota; Dothideomycetes; Pleosporales; Pleosporaceae
Exons: 2
Coding region: 1-756 (251 amino acids)
Source: RefSeq, a predicted model, not a curated record
AUGGCCUCUGGCACUCAGAUGGAGCUGAUACGAGCCUGGUCUAGGGAUAUCGGCCACGUUGUUGAUGCUGCCAACUCACCAAAAGCCGAAUUUGCGCGUCUGGCCAAAGCAAAGGGGUGGGAGGGCGGCAAUGAGACAUGGCGUUCGCGCUGGAGAGAGUGUUUCAAAGAAGAGUAUCCAUAUGGCCAGUGUCGUCGGUUAGCACGUGGAGAUAAGGCUGCAGCCUUGCAAGACGGCGGAAUUCAUCUCGAAGAUAGGAUGCGCAGACUCUCAAUCGUAUCCGACACCUCAUCAUUUUCGGUCAUUUCCAGGGCAGAUUCCUUUGAUAGCGUAAGGUCGUUCGACAGCCAGGAGUCUUUUGAAGACCUAGGUGCGGUUGUUGAUGUUCCUGUUUCACUCAACCCGGCAUCGGUCUCCGAAACAAACGAAUACAAGGAACCGAUCGAAUCAGAAAGAAAGCCCUCACUGAGCAGUUCCGAAUGCAAAGCAGACAGCAAUCCCGCCUGGGCGGAAUUUACCAACUUCGUGCACUCGCCAACUGCGCAUUUCAAAUCUGAGUUCGAACGUCUCGCUCACAUCAAAAACUGGACCGGAAAUGUGAAGAGGCAACAGUUCGUUUCUUUGCUUAGCUCAGAAGUUGCUUUUUACUGGGGUACUGAUGGAGAUAAGCUUGAGCAGUACCAAGAAAUGUGUCGCGACCUUGGUCUUACUCAGAUUCCGGGCACAGUUACACAGUGCAAGAAGGUUCGUUUCUGA